CGCUGGCCGUAACAAAUAUUCAUGGAUGUUUCAGACCAGCUGAGGAAACUGCUUCAGUCACUGCCACUGAAAUGCACAUUCAUCAGAAGUCUGCUUCCUGUUUUUGUCUCUCAGCCUCCUACAUAAAGCUGUUUGCUUUUGAUUUCACUUCCAUUCCCUGUGACACAGAUGAGUUUCUACACUGAGAGCUCCAGUUCCACCGGCAGCAGAACAGCCCCAGUGCAUAAUACUGCCACCACCAUGCUUGAUGGUGAUGGCAGAGAGGCUCAGUGAAUGGAUAUGGCUUCAGAAGUUGCUGCAAGUACAAUGAAUCAGUGUGAGAAGAAAAAGGAGGCCGACACUGCCUCCAAAACCACAGAGAGCUUGAAACAUGACAGUGAGACAAAAGCUCAGAGCCCAAAACAGCAGCAGCAGAGACCAGACUGUCCUGAAGUCAGCUGUGUGUCCAUGAAGAGCGACUGGUCGAUGGGUCGCUUUGAGGACUUUAAAGCUGCCCAAUCUGAUGAUGGAAAACCUGAAAUUAACACCUCCCUCUGCCUGAAACAGCAGCAGCAGAGACCAGACUGUCCUGAAGCCAGCUGUGUGUCCAUGAAGAGCGACUGGUCGAAGGAUAGCCUUAAUGACUUCAACGCUGGCCAAUCUGAUGAUGGAGAACCAGGAAUUAAAAGUGCAACAGACCCCAAAUGUGCCCAGUAGUCAGUCCGCCCGGCAAUAUCAAGAAAACCUGAGUACCACAUUUACGGUGCUUAAGAAGACGAUUAAUUCUUUUGUGGAAAGUGAGCUGAAGAAUUGCCAGAGGGUGCUGAGAACAGAUUACCCAGAAUGCUUGGAGAAGCAGAUGGACGGUGAAGAGGUGAUGUCUAGUGAGGUGCAGACGAAGGGUUGCAGAGAUGCAUUAAUGAAGGUGAUACAGCAUUUCCUUAGGGAAAUGUCAGAGGAAGAACUGGCUAAUACCCUACAGAACAGAGUUCAAAGUGCAGAGUGUCGGCGUAAACUCAAGUCUAAUCUAAAGAGGAGGUUUCACCGUGUGUUUGAGGGGAUUGCCAAACCAGGACAACGAGCACUUCUGAAUGAAAUCUACACAGAACUCUACAUCACAAAGGGAGACGCUGGACAGGUCAAUAAUGAACAUGAGAUCAGACAAAUUGAAAAUGCAUUCAGGAAAUCAAAAAACCCAGAAACAACCAUCAGAUGUGAAGACAUUUUCCAAUCCUCAGUUGGAGAAGAUCAACCCAUCAGAACAGUGAUGACAAAGGGAGUGGCUGGCAUCGGGAAAACAGUGUUAACACAGAAGUUCACUCUGGAUUGGGCCCAAGACAAAACCAACCAGAAUGUACUCUUUAUAUUUCCAUUCACCUUCAGAGAGCUGAAUGUGCUGAAAGAGAAAAGCUUCAGUCUGGUGGAACUCAUUCACUACUUUUUCCCUGAAACCAAAGAAUCAGAAAUCUGCAGCUUUGAGGACUUCCAGGUUGUGUUUAUCUUUGAUGGUCUGGAUGAGUGUCGCCUUCCUCUGGACUUCCACAACAACAAGAUCCUGACUGAUGUCACAGAGCCCACCUCAGUGGAUGUGCUGCUGACAAACCUGAUCAGAGGGAAGCUGUUUCUCUCUGCUCGCCUCUGGAUAACCACACGACGUGCAGCAGCCAAUCAGAUCCCUCCCGAGUGCAUCGACAUGGUGACGGAGGUCAGAGGGUUCACCGACCCACAGAAGGAGGAGUACUUCAGGAAGAGAUCCAAGGACGAGGAGCAGGCCGACAGGAUCCUCUCCCACAUUAAAACAUUACGAAGCCUCCUCAUCAUGUGUCACAUCCCAGUGUUCUGCUGGAUCACUGCUACCGUUCUGGGGGAGCUGCUGGGAACCAGAGAGGGUGGAGAGCUGCCCAUAACCCUGACUGAGAUGUACAUCCACUUCCUGGUGGUUCAGGCCAAAGUCAAGAAGGUCAGGUAUGAUGGAGGAGCUGAGACAGAUCCACACUGGAGUCCUGACAGCAGGAGGAUGAUUGAGUCUCUGGGAAAACUGGCUUUUGAGCAGCUGCAGAAAGGAAACCUGAUCUUCUAUGAAUCCGACCUGAUAGAGUGUGGCAUCGACAUCAGAACAGCCUCGGUGUACUCAGGAGUGUUCACACAGAUCUUUAAAGAGGAGAGAGGGCUGUACCAGGACAAGGUGUUCUGCUUCGUCCACCUGAGUGUUCAAGAGUUUCUGGCUGCUCUCCAUGUUCAUCUGACGUUCAUCAACUCUGGAAAAAAUCUGCUGUCAGAAGACCCAAUGACACAGGUAUAUCAAAGUGCUGUCGAUGAGGCCUUACAAAGUCCAAAUGGACACCUGGACUUGUUCCUCCGCUUUCUCCUGGGCCUUUCACUGCAGACCAAUCAGACUCUCCUACAAGGCUUGUUAACACAGACAGGAAGUCGCUCACAGGCAGAAACAGUUAGGUACAUCAAGAAGAAAAUCAGGGAAAAUUCCAGUCCAGAGAAAAGCAUUAAUUUGUUUCACUGCCUGAGUGAGCUGAGGGACUGUUCUCUAGUGGAGGAGAUUCAGCAGUACCUUAGUUCAGGGAGUCUCUUCUCAAACAAAGUCUCUCCUGAUCACUGGUCAGCUCUGGUCUUCAUUUUAUUGUCAUCAGAGAAAGACCUGGAUGUGUUUGACCUAAAGAAAUACUCAGCUUUAGAGGAAGCACUUUUGUGGCUACUGCCAGUGGUGAAAGCUUCCAAUAAAGCUCUGUUAAGUGGCUGCAAACUGUCAUGGAGAAGCUGUGAAGCUCUGGCUCCAAUUCUGAGAUCUCAGUCCUCAAACAUGAGAGAGCUAGACCUGAGCAACAAUGACCUUGAGGAUUCAGGCGUGGAGUUACUCUGUGAUGGUCUGAAGAGUCCACACUGUGCCCUGGAAACUCUCAGGCUGACAGGCUGUAACCUGUCUGAGAGAAGCUGUGAAGUUCUGGCCACAGUUCUCAGCUCCCCGUCCUCGAGUGUGAGAGAUCUGGACCUAAACAACAACGACCUACAGGAUUCAGGCGUGAAGCUCCUCUGUGAUGGUCUGAAGAGUCCACAUUGUGCCCUGGAAACUCUCAGGCUGUCAGGGUGUCUGAUCACAAAAGAAGGCUGUACAUCUUUGGCCUCAGCCCUGAGCGAGAACCCCUCCCAUCUGAGAGAGCUGGACCUGAGCUACAACCAUCCAGGAGACUCGGGAAUGCAGCAGCUCUCUGCUGGACUGAAGGAUGAUCACUGGGCACUAAAGACUCUCAGGAUGGACAACGGUGGAGAGAAGAGGCUGGCACAUGGUGUCAGAAAGUAUGCCUGUGAACUCACACUGGACCCAAUCACAGCACACAAAAACCUCAAGCUGAUCGACGACAAAAACAAAAGGGUGAUAUUUAGAGAGGAGCAGCUGCAUCCUGAUCACCCAGACAGAUUCGACUUUUGGCCUCAGGUUCUGUGUAGAGAUGGUUUGACCGGUCGCUCCUACUGGGAAGCUGAGUGGGAAGGAGAUGUUUGUGUUGCAGUGACCUACAGAGGAAUCAGAAGGAAAGGAGAUGGGGAUGAGUGCAGGUUUGGAUGGAAUGAUCAGUCCUGGAGCCUGAGCUGCUCUGUCGAUGGCUGCUUUAUUUAUCACAAUGGCAGAAAAACCAAACUCCCUUUCUGCUCCUCGUCCGUCUGUCACAGAGUAGCAGUCUACCUGGACUGUCCGGCCGGUACCCUGACCUUCUACAGAGUCUCCUGUGGCACACUGAUCCCUCUCCACACCUUUUACUGCACAUUCACUGAACCUCUCUAUCCAGCGUUUGGACUUGGGUUCAGAUGUUCGUCUACAUCUGGUUCUAGGCUCCGGUCUGGUUGCUCCGUGAUUCUGUGUUCUACAGAGAGCACAGAAACAAGCAUAUGAGAAGUCUAUGUGUAGCCAAGCCCUAUAUUCAUGUGGAUCCCAGGUUUAGAUUUUUUUAAAAUUUGGUCAAUAGAUUUCCUCUGACUGGAAAUGACAUGAAAAAUUGACAAAUCAACAUUUUCUAAAUGUUUUGUUGUUGUUGUUGCUAAAAAUGCCAUGUCCAAAUAUAUGCAGAUGUUCAUAGUUUUCAUUAUUAUUUGAUACUGUUGCUGAUCAUUCCUUUGCAUGGCUUCCAACUUUGUAAUUGUUUAUUGAUGAGCCCCAUUUUUGUUGAUAUUUAGAGCAACUGUAUGAUGUUCAUAAGCUACACUUCUUAUUGACUGUGGAUCCACAUCUGGACAGGGAUGAAGACUGUACCUGCCCAGAAAAGUUCUUUGGUGUUAACUGUUUGGUGUCCGUUCACAUCAAGGUCACAGCUUAUAGUAUGCAGUUUGAAGUUCUGUUUUGUAGACGUGGCAUCAAAACAUGCCUAACUAGGUAACUAGGAAAAUAACCAGCCUUUAUGCUAUAAGGAAAAUGGAAAGCAUUACACCUUUACUAACAUCACUGCACCGGCAAAAGGUAAACAAAUAAUGGAUUUUAAGGUUCUUUCAUUUGUUUUUAAAGCCCUGCAAGUGUAUUCACCUGGUUAACUCCUCUGCUCCAUCUCUACCUUCAGGCUUUGUAGAUCCUCCUAGAUGUGUUUAAGGAAAAUCUGUUGGCCUUAACAUUUUGGUAUUCAAAUUUAUUUUAGAAAUCAAAGUUCUUAUCCUGUUUUUUCUUGCUUUUAUUUUGUUUUACGAGUAAGAGAGUUCUUGUCUUUGCCUUGCUUUAUUGCACAUAUUCUUGUUGUUGCUUGUUUGGUUACCUUUAAUUAAAACAUGCCAUAUAAAUAAACUGGAUUUGAUUUACAGACA
Molecule: messenger RNA, 4776 nt
Organism: Amphiprion ocellaris (clown anemonefish)
Lineage: Eukaryota; Metazoa; Chordata; Actinopteri; Pomacentridae
Product: NLR family CARD domain-containing protein 3-like
Exons: 14
Coding region: 620-3880 (1086 amino acids)
Molecular function (GO): protein binding
Source: RefSeq, a predicted model, not a curated record